CCUCUCUGUAAAACCAUGGCCCAUCGGCUGCGGUUUCACUUCGGCUCCGGGAGAAGCAGCACGGCCCCCGAGCCGGAGCUGCUGGGCCGGGAGAGAGGAGAUGACUUUUUGCUGGCGUUGCACACCUUGCCGCGGAGGAGCGGCGCUCCGGCGCCGGAGGACGGCGGCGCGCGGCCGGCGGGCGCCCUGCAGCGGAGCGCGUCCCUGCUCGUCCCGCAGCCGCCGCGGGGCCCGCGCCCCACCAGGAGCUGCUCCAUGCAGAUCUCGCUGCAGCGCAAGGCCGCCCGCGGCUGCGCCCGCUGCGCGGCCCCGCCGGAGCCGCCCGCCCGAGCCAGCGCCUCCCCUGGCUGCGGGGAGCCCCGGGCAGCCUCCCUGGGGAGCUGCUCCUGUGCGGUGACCCCGCAGGCGACUGCUGGCAGCUCCUCACCCGGGCUGGCCGAGGAGCUGGGGCGGCAGGAUGGAGCUGCCUGCUCCGACCCUGGAGUGCUCUGCAGUGUUCCUGCCCAUGACCAGAGUGAGGAGGCUCUGCAGGCUGCCCAGCCACAGGAAGCGACUGAAGCUUCAGGCUUGAACAUAGGUGGUGUGAGGAUUCAGCAUCGGGCCUCGAGUGCAGACGUGCCUCAAGUUACUCUGCUUCCCUUCGCUCCUGAGGCUCCAGAUAACGCUGCCAGCCCCGAGCCCCGGCGCUGGUCCUUGCAGCAUGUGCCAGAGCUGCCUGCGAGUUCAGGGAAGAAGCUCUUCGUUCUCCAGUUCCAGCAGCCGCAGACCGGCGGAACGGGUGCGGGCGACUUUGGCUUUACUGGAACCAAAGGAGACAGGUUGCUCAGGUACCCUCGGAUACGGCUGGAGAGGAGCACUUCCCACCCCGUGCAGCCAGCAGCAGGAGCAAUGAGCCCCACGGCUGACGGGCCGGAUUCGGGGCUGCCCGGGAACAGCAGCAGCAGGGCAGAAACACCUGGAAAGGACUCGGUGGAGCGGGUGCCUCCAGGGCAGGGAUGCUUGUUUAAAAUCAGACCAGAUCAGAACACCAGGCAGCAGCACUUCAGGAUCCUUGUGACGCGUGGGCCUGAGGAGCAGAGUCAGGCUGUUGGUAAGGAGGGUCGUGGCAGCCCUGCUCCUGCUGCAACCAGAGACGACUUCCUGGGCCAGGUGGAUGUGCCGCUCAGUCACCUCCCGACUGAAGACCCAACCAUGGAGAGGCCGUACACAUUUAAGGAUUUCCUCCUCAGACCAAGAAGCCACAAAUCUCGUGUGAAGGGUUUCUUGAGGCUGAAGAUGGCGUACAUGCCAAAAAAUGGUGGCCAAGAGGAAGAAAACAGUGAUCAGAGGGAUGACUCUGAGCCUGUCCCUGUCCUGGUCCCUCAGCACGGCUGGGACGCGGUGGAUGCCGGUGACGCCGCCUCCCCGCGGCAGGAGGAGCUGCCGCCGCCCGCGCUGCCGCCGGGCUGGGAGGAGAAGGUUGACAACCUGGGCCGCACCUACUACGUGAACCACAACAACCGGAGCACGCAGUGGCACCGGCCCAGCCUCGUUGAUGUGGGAUCUGAGUCAGAUAACAACAUCAGACAGAUCAACCAAGAGGCAGCUCACCGGCGCUUCCGCUCGCGGCGCCACAUCAGCGAGGACCUGGAGCCCGAGCCCGUGGAGAGCGCAGACAUUCCUGAGCCUUGGGAGACCAUUUCAGAGGAGGCAAGUGCCAGUGGGGAUUCCUUGAGCUUGUCACUGCCCCCUCCUCCUGCGUCUCCAGUGUCCCGGAGCAGUCCUCAGGAGCUGUCUGAGGAGCUGAGCAGAAGACUCCAGGUCACUCCCGAUUCCAAUGGGGAACAACUCGGCUCUUUGAUUCAGAGAGAACCUUCCUCCCGGCUGAGGUCCUGCAGCGUGACCGACGCAGUCGCUGAGCAGUCCCAGCUAUCCCUGCAGAAUGGUCCCUCUAGGAGAGCUCGUUCUUCAACUGUCACAGGGGGAGAGGAGCCAACGCCGUCGGUGGCCUACGUGCACACCACGCCCGGGCUGCCCUCGGGCUGGGAGGAGCGCAAGGACAACAAGGGCCGCACCUACUACGUGAACCACAACAACCGCACCACCACCUGGACACGGCCCAUCGUGCAGCUCGCCGAGGAUGGGCUGGUGGGGCCGGGCCCGAGCAGCAGCAGCAGCAGCAACCACCUGAGCGAGCCGCAGAUCCGGCGGCCGCGCAGCCUGAGCUCGCCCACGGUGACGCUGUCGGCGCCACUCGAGGGCAUGAAGGACUCCCCAGUGCGAAGGGCAGUGAAGGACACCCUGUCCAACCCCCAGUCCCCACAGCCAUCCCCCUACAACUCGCCCAAGCCCCAGCACAAGGGGGCCCAGAGCUUCCUGCCCCCGGGCUGGGAGAUGCGCAUCGCCCCCAACGGCCGCCCCUUCUUCAUCGACCACAACACCAAGACCACCACCUGGGAGGAUCCACGGCUGAAGUUUCCAGUGCAUCUGAGAUCCAAAGCAUCUCUGAACCCCAAUGACUUGGGCCCUCUUCCUCCUGGCUGGGAGGAAAGAAUACACCUGGAUGGAAGAACGUUUUAUAUAGACCAUAAUAAUAAAAUUACCCAGUGGGAAGACCCCAGGCUGCAGAACCCAGCCAUCACAGGCCCAGCGGUGCCCUACUCCCGGGAGUUCAAGCAGAAGUACGACUACUUCCGCAAGAAGCUGAAGAAACCUGCUGACAUACCCAACAGAUUUGAGAUGAAAUUACACAGAAAUAACAUUUUUGAGGAGUCCUACAGAAGAAUCAUGUCUGUGAAGAGACCUGAUGUAUUAAAAGCCAGGCUGUGGAUUGAAUUUGAGUCAGAAAAAGGACUUGACUAUGGAGGUGUGGCCAGAGAAUGGUUUUUUCUCUUGUCCAAGGAGAUGUUUAACCCUUACUAUGGUCUCUUUGAAUACUCAGCAACGGACAACUACACACUUCAGAUUAAUCCUAAUUCAGGUCUCUGUAACGAAGAUCACCUGUCAUACUUCACCUUCAUUGGCCGGGUGGCCGGCCUGGCUGUGUACCACGGGAAGCUGCUGGACGGCUUCUUCAUCAGACCUUUCUACAAGAUGAUGCUGGGGAAGCCCAUAACCCUGAAGGACAUGGAGUCAGUGGACAGUGAAUACUACAACUCUCUGAAGUGGAUCCUGGAAAAUGACCCCACCGAGCUGGAUCUCAUGUUUUGCAUAGAUGAGGAGAACUUUGGGCAGACAUAUCAAGUGGACCUGAAGCCCAACGGGUCCGAAAUCAUGGUAACAAAUGAAAACAAGCGGGAAUACAUUGACUUGGUCAUCCAGUGGCGAUUUGUCAACAGAGUGCAGAAACAAAUGAAUGCCUUUCUGGAGGGAUUCACAGAACUGCUUCCUAUCGACCUGAUUAAAAUUUUUGAUGAAAAUGAGCUGGAGUUACUGAUGUGUGGCCUUGGUGACGUGGAUGUCAAUGACUGGAGACAACACACCAUCUACAAAAAUGGUUACUGCCCAAAUCACCCUGUUAUCCAGUGGUUCUGGAAGGCUGUGCUGCUGAUGGACGCUGAGAAGCGGAUCCGGCUGCUGCAGUUUGUGACCGGGACGUCCCGCGUGCCCAUGAACGGAUUCGCUGAGCUCUACGGUUCAAAUGGUCCUCAGCUGUUUACAAUAGAGCAGUGGGGAAGUCCUGAUAAGCUGCCCCGAGCUCACACCUGCUUUAACCGCCUAGACUUACCUCUGUAUGAAUCUUUUGAGGAGCUGCGGGAGAAGCUGCUCAUGGCCGUGGAGAAUGCCCAAGGCUUUGAAGGGGUGGAUUAACUUUGCAGCAGCUGUUCCCUCUACAAGCACGUUCUGCUGGCUUUGGCACCUGCCCGAGGGACUCCAAGGGACUGUGGCUCAGCAGCGUCCCGCUCUGGGCUCGGGAGCAGCCCCAGGCUGGGCUGGCGCCUGGGGUGGCCCUGCUGACGUUCCCGCAGCCGCUGCCAGCUGAGCUCAUUGCAGCAGGACUUCCUCUAUUUAUGUUGUGCCUCUGCAGGCAAAGCCCUUAAUAAAUAUUUUACACUAUUUCUAAUGACAA
Messenger RNA from Oenanthe melanoleuca, 4048 nucleotides. It is a transcript of the gene NEDD4L, whose product is annotated as NEDD4 like E3 ubiquitin protein ligase. The transcript has 27 exons. Gene Ontology annotation, molecular function: ubiquitin protein ligase activity; protein binding; sodium channel inhibitor activity. Gene Ontology annotation, biological process: ubiquitin-dependent protein catabolic process; regulation of dendrite morphogenesis. The record is from RefSeq and is a predicted model, not a curated record. The coding region runs from base 16 to 3789 and encodes 1257 amino acids. Lineage: Eukaryota; Metazoa; Chordata; Aves; Passeriformes; Muscicapidae.